Messenger RNA from Cicer arietinum (chickpea), 1679 nucleotides. Its product is annotated as F-box/FBD/LRR-repeat protein At3g26920-like. Gene Ontology annotation, molecular function: protein binding. NCBI's taxonomy places the organism in Eukaryota, Viridiplantae, Streptophyta, Magnoliopsida, Fabales, Fabaceae. The record is from RefSeq and is a predicted model, not a curated record.
CAAAAUUGAUGUACACACUUUUCUCUUAUCCUCUAAUACUAGUAAUUUCAUUCUGCUUCUCACUCAAAAAAAUCAUAUUUCUUCUUACUCAAAAGUUCUGAGACUAUGACGAUAGUAACAACAUAUAACCACGAUGAAAACGAAGAAGACAGAUUGAGUGAUUUACCCGAUGGCGUUUUACUUCACGUAUUAUCGUUUUUGAACGCUAAAAAGGCCGUUCAAACUUGCAUACUGUCCAAAAGAUGGAACAAUCUCUGGAAGCAUGUUCCCACCCUUGAAAUAUAUUAUUCCCACUUUACAACUUUCAGAAGUUUCACCCAAUUUAUCUAUCAGAUUUUCUUUCUUCGUGAUCCCUCAAGCGCACUACACACUCUCAAUAUUAAACAUGUUGACUUCCAUCAUUUAUUGGACGCUAAACUACUCAAUACUGUUAUAAAUUAUGCAGUUUCAUACAACGUUGAGCGAUUACAAAUGCGUUUCAAAAGUGAUAUUAAAUAUUUUCCGCCUUGUUUAUUUUCAUCUCACACAUUAAAGUAUCUUGAACUUUAUGCUAGUCAUGACUCACUUACAAUAUUUCCUAAUUCUCUAAAUUUGCCAGAAUUAACCACUCUGUUUCUACGUCACUUUUAUUUUUGUGUUGGUGACGACAGUCGUGCUGAGCCCUUUUCAACAUUUAAUAAGUUGAAGAAUUUAAAGAUGUUUCAUUGUUCAGUUGUUGAUGAUGAAAACCUGUUCAUAUCAAGUGCCACGCUCGCCAACUUAAUACAAAUUGACUAUCCUUGUUAUUUUGGGAUCAAAUUCGAGUUAUACACUCCAAGUCUUUGUAACUUUGAGUUUGAGGGUACUCCUCUUCAGAAACUAUGUGGGAGCAACAACAAUCUCUCUUCUGUCAAACAUGCAAAUAUUAAUCUAAAAUCGCGUUUAAUUCAUGAGAAUACUCCUUUGGCUUUACUCAACUGGAUGAUUGAGCUUGCUAAUAUUGAAUCGUUGACAGUUUCUCGAGCUGCUCUUAAGGUACUUUAGGGAACUUUUUAUUUGAGAAAAUUGUAAGAGUUUCAUUUUCACUUUUCAUAACAACAACUUUUUUACCUUGGUUAUUUUUUUUUAGUUCUAGUUUUUGCCAAAAACAUGAGUUGUAUUAAAUUUAUCCUGAUUCACCAUCAUAUCUGAUGUUGAUUAGAUUCUCUCUUUAGUUCCUGAUUUAUUGAACGUCGAAUUUCAUUCCCUAUAUAAAUUGAAGUCACUAAAAGUUGAAGUAGACUUGUUACACCCAUCCAUACCUCAUGGAGUAAUUAAAUUUUUGAUUCAAAACUCACCAUCAGCAAAGGUUGAGUUCAUAUCAGACAUUGAUUAAGCUUUCACAGGAGCUUCAGAAUUAUGAAGUUGGCGAAGAAGAUGAAAAAGUGGACUACAAAGUUGAGAACAACGAGUGGAAGAAAAGAGCAGUAAUCUAUUCGUUAUUUCCUGUUUUUUCUUCAUAUUAGGAUUCUGAUUUGCUUCUCAAGUCCUAUAUUUUGAAUUGCAUGUUUGGAAUUUCAUGAACUUUUAUUUUGAAUUCUUUUGUUUUUGAGUGAUUUAUGUGGGAGAAGAGUUUUAGCUUAUUUGAUUAAUAAAAUUUAAACCUAAGGAUUAUUUUAUAUAUUCAUAGGGGAUGAAAGUACCUCUAUAAAAUUUACACA